Messenger RNA from Rotaria sp. Silwood2, 1005 nucleotides. NCBI's taxonomy places the organism in Eukaryota, Metazoa, Rotifera, Eurotatoria, Philodinida, Philodinidae. The record is from the annotation of a GenBank genome assembly.
AUGUGGAAAGCAGGUGAUACCCCAUGGGAAGAGAAUACUGAUUGGAAGCCGUAUCUAGAUAUUGAAAAUCACAUUCUGGAACAAGGAUUUCAGGAAAACAAAAGUACAGUUGAAUUAGACGGUUAUUAUUGCGACUUGGAAAAAUAUAUUCAGAUGAACAAAAAAGAUCCCAACAAGCAACGGCCUAUAAAAAGAAUUUCAUCGGUGGAUAUCAAUAAGAGAUUUAGAUCUAAACAACGAUAUAUAUUACAAAAACCAGAACUUAAACCUGAAUUAGCGGCUUUAGGAUGGACUUCUGCUUGGUCUAGAUUUCUUUUAGCUGCAGGUGUGUUCUCAGUAAUCAAAAAUGAAGAGUUAACAGAACGAGUGGAGAAAGCAGCCGAUGGAAUAUUGGAGGAAGGUAUUAAACAUGAUAAACAAAUCGAGGGUAAAUGGAUUGCAAAUGAGUUAAGAAAGGUAAAAGAUGAGGAUCGAACAAUAAUUGGACUUUGCUGUGUAAAAUUAUUUACUAUAGAGAGUUUUCUCUAUCCGUUAUUAAAUGAAGUUUUGAGAGAAAGCGAAGUACAGAAUACUGGCAUGGAAUGUGUACAUGAAUUUACCACUGAAUUAGGUAAAAGUCAAGGGAGAACAUUAGGACCUUUCUGUAGUUUAUUGUGGUUUUACUUAUAUGAAAAUCCAUCACAACGAUUAACUUAUAUUUAUCGAACGGCGUCUUUGACUGAAAAGAAUAUCAAUGAUUAUGAAAAACACAAAGGUGAGUGGAUGGUUUGGAUUGAUUUUUCUAUUGCAACUAAAUCCAAAACAAAUGCGCUUAACUCUCAAGAAAAUACGAUCUACGAAAUAAAAGUUCGUGAUGGUGGAGUACCUGGUGUCAUUGAUGUUUCAACCUUAUCAGGUUAUCCAUCUGAAAACGAAGUGUUGAUUAUUGCUGGUAUCCCUUACGAAAUAAAAGCUAUUAACUAUGACGAUCAACUAAAAAAAUAUUUCAUACAUAUAGAAUUAUAA